AAAUUUGUCUGUGCUCCUAAUAUGGAUUCACUUUUGACAGAAUAAUAAUAAUUUUUUUUUUUUUUUUCUGUUAUUCUUUUUAUAAAAUAAAUAAAUAACAUGUUCAUUGUAUUGAUUAGCAUUACUUUUAUUGUUACUUUAUUAGCUUAUGCAUAUUUUAGUUUAUCCCAUUUUCAAAAGCCAUUACCAUUUUCAGCAAAUAAUAACAUUCUAAUUUUAACAGCUCAUCCUGAUGAUGAAUGUAUGUUCUUUGGUCCAACCAUUACUUCUAUUCGUACAAUGAUCAAAUCACGUAUCCAUGUAUUAUGUUUAUCAACGGGCAAUGCUGAUGGUUUAGGUGACAUUCGUAAAAAGGAAUUGAUAAAAAGUUGUCAAACAUUUAAUAUUCAACCCUCUCAUGUGAAAUCGUUGAAUAACCCUGAAUUACAAGAUGGUAUGCAAAAUCAUUGGAAUCCAAGUUUGAUAGCACAAAUAAUAAAGGAUUAUACAACUAAACAUAAGAUUGACACUAUAAUUACAUUUGAUAACCAUGGUAUAUCUGGACAUCCUAACCAUAUUGCAGCUUAUCUUGGUGCAAAAGCCUUUGUACAGCAAUACAAGAAUGGCAUUAAAUUAUAUCGACUUGAAUCACUUCCAGUUAUUCGUAAAUAUAUUGGCCUUAUUGACUUUUUAAUUCCAAACAAGGGUUCUGUGAGAAUGAUAUCACCUCCAUUAGCUUAUUUAUUAACCCAUAAAGCAAUGCGUCAACAUAAAAGUCAACUAGUUUGGUUUAGAUGGUUAUAUGUCAGCUUUUCAAGAUACAUGUUUAUUAAUGAUUUAAUUCAAGAAGAUGGACUUUAAAAAAAAAAUUAUUAAUAUUUUUUUUUUUUUCUUUUAUGUACACAUAAUAAACGACGACGGUAAAAUCUAUUAAAUAAAACAACGUCCUUUUUAUUAUAAGCUUUAACUAAUAAAAG
Cokeromyces recurvatus is the source of this 956-nucleotide messenger RNA. Its product is annotated as putative deacetylase LmbE-like domain-containing protein. Lineage: Eukaryota; Fungi; Mucoromycota; Mucoromycetes; Mucorales; Mucoraceae. Gene Ontology annotation, biological process: GPI anchor biosynthetic process. Bases 100 to 840 code for a protein of 246 amino acids. The record is from RefSeq and is a predicted model, not a curated record. Gene Ontology annotation, cellular component: endoplasmic reticulum. Gene Ontology annotation, molecular function: N-acetylglucosaminylphosphatidylinositol deacetylase activity. The transcript is spliced from 5 exons.